AUGAGCUUUGAAUUUUAGAGUUCAUAAUUAGCCAUUUUUACACUGUUCUUGAUGUCUUAGAAGAUCAUUAGAGGACUGUAAGGGUUUUAAGCUUAUAAGUAGUCUCUCAAGGAUGUUUAAAAUUACUUGAUUGAAAACCAAGUAAGAUGGUCAUAAGAAUUGGGUAAUGUUGGUCUUCUAAUCGAAAUAUAAUAGCUUCUGAAAGUAUAGAUGAGUCUAAUUGUCAAUGAGUAUGUGAAUACAUAAUAAUAGAAAGCAAAUUUAAAUGGCCACAAGAAUUUUGUAAUGUUGUUUUGAUUCUUUUUUUUAUAGAAAUAAAUGAUCUUCUAGUAGUUAAGAAGAGUUUAUCAUAUAUUAGGGAUUUCAAAACAGAGCAAUAAAAAGUCAAUUUUAAGGGUCAUCAGAAUUAGGUAAUGUAAGUCUGUUAGAGAAAUAUAGAGGCUUCUGAAAGUUGGGAUCACUCUAGCUGCCUAUAAAGAUGCUAAAUAAGUUGAUAGAAGCCAAGUAAGAUGGUCAUAAUAAUUGGGUGAUGUUUUCAUCUGA
Molecule: messenger RNA, 543 nt
Organism: Paramecium primaurelia
Lineage: Eukaryota; Ciliophora; Oligohymenophorea; Peniculida; Parameciidae
Source: the annotation of a GenBank genome assembly